GAUGUGUUAGUUCGGUGGAAGGAAACUACUGACUGGAUGCCAACAACAACGUUGAGCAAACUGCAAACCGCCAUAGUGUCGCAAAAUGAACGAAUCUGAGAACGACAGCAACCCUACUAGCGAUACUUUGGCGUUCAUAGACCUGAAUGGGACUCCUGUGAUAGCAGAUGGCGAUACAGAAGAAGAUUAUUUCAUCUGCCGUAAAUGUAACAAAGUAUUUAAAAACCUUCCAGACUAUUUGGAACACAAAAUAAAAGAUGAAAAUUUCAGAAUCACUCAAACACGUUCAAAGGCAGAUAAACGUUUCGCUUUGCCAAAUUUGGUGCAGAAGCGAAAGCGCCAGGUUCGCAAGCGAAAAGCUCAGGUCGUCAGUGUGAGAAAAGAUGCUAAUGGUGUUGAUGCAGCAGUGGAGCAGAACACGGAUACAGACAAUGAAAAGAAAGAGGAAAAUCUUGACCUCUUGAAGCAAGAAAAGGAAAAAGACUCUGGUCCUAAACAUAUCACAGGGAAUGUGGAAAGGGCAGCAACUGCUUACAGCUGCAGUGUGUGUCAAAAGACGUUUCGAAGGGAAGCAACACUGCGCUGGCACAUAAAAUACGAACACAAUCAGAAGGAAGAGAAUAGUGAUGAGUCAGAUGCUGAGGAAAGCAAGAUCAAAGAGGAAGUACUCUCGAGUAGAGAUGAGGACUAUAAAGCGGAGAAAGAAAUUGAAGAAGAGGAUGACCAUCAUUUGAAUGAUGAUGCAGAGGGUCCUGGCAGGAAGCCCCGGGAAAUUCACGUGGUAAUUGAGAAACCCGGCACUGCUGAACCUGUGAAGCAGAGAGUGAGCAAACCAUCGACAGGGGCAGCUGAGACGGAGAGACCAUAUUCGUGUGAUAUUUGUUUUAGAUCCUUUAAGGAGCUGACAGUCUUGAAAGCUCAUGCUGUUGUGCACUCCGACGAGAGGAAGUACAUAUGCACAUUUGAAAACUGUCCUUAUGGUUUUAAGACGAAAGGCUGCCUUGUUCGACACAUGAGGAGACACACAGGAGAGAGACCUUAUGAGUGUGAGCGCUGUGGGCGAGCUUUUGCUGAAUCUGGAGCUCUAACACGCCACAUGAAAGCCAGACGAAACUGCUCAGAGGCACCGGACUCCCAGUUUCCAAGGUACAGGAAAAGUUGGAAUUAUCACCCCAAUAUCCCAGCCGUGAUAGACCCGUCCCAGCGGGACGCCCACCGUGGUCCCAGCACUUUGCCUGUACCAAACAAACCCGAACUGCCCGUAACUGAUCUGCACUUCAUCCUGAGCCAUGGGGCUGAGGAGAUUGUGGAAGGGGAGGACACCCUCACAGGAGUGACUGUCAAACUGGACUCUUCAGCUGCUGGUGCACCCUCAGUGGAAGAAUGGACGGUCAAAGCAGAACCUGGUUCUCUGGCACAGGUUGAAGUGGGGGCAGAGACAAAGAUGGUCAACUCAGUGGUCAAACCUUUGGGCAGCCUAGUGAGCACAGGAGCAGGACAGGACAGUGAAAUGUUGGAGCUACAAAGUAUAGCACAAGCAGAAGUCUUGAAACCAACUCAAUGUCAAGUGUGCAAAAAGGACUUUGCUGCUGAGGAAGGUUUGGAAAUCCACCUGAGAAGUCAUCUAGCUGACAAACCAUCACACUGUGGACUUUGUCAUUUUCUCUCUAAUGACCGCGAAGAAUUGCGACAACACAUCCUUUCUAUGCAUUACGAUUCUUUAAAUAAUAUUGAGGCCAGUGUACUGUCUUCAGAGGACCCUGCUCAAAACAAGGGACAGAAUUCAAAUAAAAAAGUUGUUUUGAGGGAAGCCCUGAUAGCUGUCAAGCAAUUGUUCAGUCUAAAAAAGAACCGAGCCAGCCCUACUGAGACGACCGCCCCUGAGCCGUCAACGGCUGGCAGUGUCAAAUGUAUGGUUUGCGACAAAAGUUUCCGUGGCAGCACCUACCUCAGGCAGCACAUGCGCAUGCACACAGGUGACAGGCCCUAUCAGUGUCCCCAUUCUGACUGCCACCAAAGUUUCAUAUCCCGCGACAUCCUCAAGAAGCACAUGUUUGUGCACACGGAACAGCGAGACUUCAAGUGUGGAGAGUGCGGGAAAAUGUUCAAGCGCCUGGCUCAUGUACAGCAGCAUCUGCGUGUCCAUUACCAAGACCGGUCGUUCCGAUGCAGCGUCUGUGACAAGCUCUUCAAGUCUCAGAAUUCUCUCAAAGUUCACAUGCGCACUCAUUCAGGCAUCAACCCGUAUCGCUGCCAUGUUUGUGGCCGUCACUUCCGAGAACGUGGUUCACUUCAGCGCCAUCAGCGUCUACAUACGGGAGAAAAACCAUACGUGUGUCCUCGUUGUAAUCGUGGGUUUGCUGAGCAAGGAACACUGUCCAGGCAUCUCAAGGCUAAGAUACCGUGUUCAGCAGACCGAGAGCAAAGUUCGGGAACUCAGGGCAUGGAGGAAGGCACUGUGCUAGCCCAGUUCUCCACGGUGGUGGCUGACACACAACACUACAUUCUGCCACAGCUGGACGAUGACCAGUCCCUCAUCUUACCCUCGGCACCUGGGGCUGAGCAAGAGGAAUUGACUGGAGAAUAUGUGGUAGAGAACAUUGAAGUUAUCACAGAGGAAGCUGAUUCUAGUGUCAGACAUUCCACCGAAGAGGCCAUACUGGCCACAACCGUUGAUGGACAGAGAGUGGAAGGAGCAGUGGUGGAUGGACAGAUGGUCAGCACAGGGCAAGUGGUGGAUGGACAGAUGGUCAGCACAGAGCAAAUGGUGGAUGGACAGAUUGUCACCACGGGUCAAGUGGUGGAUGGACAGAUGGUCAACACAGGUCAAGUGGUGGAUGGACAGAUGGUUGGGGCAGAGGCAGUGGAAGGACAGAUGGUGGAUAGUGCAGUCGUCGAAGCCUUAGCAAAUGAAGGGGAUGAGCAGACAGAGACUCUGCAGAUCUUUGAUGCCAGUACGGGUGAGUCUGUCAUCAUAGUGGCUGAACGCUCCAUCGUGGAUUUAGUGCGGGAACAGCAACUGACAUUUGACUCUGUCCAGGGAGAGAGCAGUUUACAGAGAAUAAAGGACUUGAUCAUCGCAGCUGGAGAGGGUCGGGUCACAGCUUCGACUCAGAGUGAGCUCGAUGUGGCCGUGCAAGAACCUUUAUGGCAGGACCAACAGAUUGAUAUCGGUACGGCAGAUACCGUGAUUGUGUCGGGGAUUGGUGCGGAGACAACCGAGACGUCACAGCUGGGGACUGAACAAGUGACGGUGUUAGACACAGUCUCUGAUUUAGGCCCAGAGCUAAUGGCGGAACGAGGCUCGGGGGACUGAGCUAAUGACAGAACGAGGCUUGGGGGACUGAGCUUUUGACGGAAUGAGGCUCGGGGACUGAGCUAAAGAGAGUGUAAGGCUUAGGGGACUGAGCUAAAGAGAGUGUAAGGCUUAGGGGACUGAGCUAAGGACAGUGUAAGGUCCAGGAGAGUGAGCUUAGAACAAUAUUACAAUUAAUGAUUACCUAGGCCGGUCAAGGUGCUUCUCAGGGGAGUGAGCAAAGGACAGUAUUACUAUACAUUUUAAUAAAGCCAGGGGGCCUAGGGGACUGAGCUGAGGGCAGGAUGAGGUCUAGGGUCUGAGCUAAGGGACGUACAAGGCCCAGAGAACUGAGCUAAGGACAAUGUGUGAGGCCCAGAGGACUGAGCUACGGUCAGUUCGGGGCCAAAUCUUGUCGUUUCGAUCAGUACUGUAGUGAGUAGUAUUGUAGCAUUAACAUUCCUUUCACAUGUUUGUCAUAAAAUGCUGAAAAUGUUAAAGUGGCAAUCUAUUUAUUUUGGUUAAAUCAGUGAGAAAAUUAUUUUACACAAUGAUUCUUUCUAAUUUAAAGCAGAUACAUGAACACACUUACACAUGCACAUGAACACUGACACUACAGUGCUGUCAAAAAUUCGUGACCCAACCUAUCCUCAAAUAUCUCUUUAAGGGUGAAUCAGUCACCCAAACUUUGCACAGCACUUUGUGAAUUUUUUGUAUUUUUGUCUUAACUUAAUCAUACUUUUCCACAACAAUUGAGGAUAGAUUAAAAAGCUUUCCUUCAUAAAUUUAUACAAACUACUAGAUAUCUUGGUCACAAAUAAAAUGGGAUUGUUCUCAGCACUUCCUGCUUCUCACACUCGCACACAUUUCGCAUACUACGCGGUUGAUGUCAGAGUUUACAAAUGAUACUUUUUAGUGGCAAAACGUACUACAAGAAAUACAUUUAAUAGUGAACACGUUUUUUGCACUAAAGGUUCUCAAAACAUGCAUUCAAUAAAGCAUACUCUCCCGAUUAGAAAAACAUGACACACUUGUUUUCAAAAGCAAUACAGUAUUGCCCCAGCUGUGGUGUAAACAUUUUAAAUCUGUACAAACCACUCACUUUGAUUUGUUAUUAGUAUUAGUAGAUCUAUUUAUUAAGGAAUUUUCUAGAAUACAGCUAGCACUCAGGUGUUUACAAAAAUGUUGAUCUGUUAAGACAAAUUGAUACAACUCAUUGUGGAAAAGUAGGAGAACCUAUGGUUUGAUAGCUGAGGAUAAAUUGACAAUAAGUUGCGCCAUGAAAUUUUGACCGCACUAUAUAAUAGUGACGCUGUCCCAUGCUGUUGUAGUUGUAGUUGUACUGCUUAUUCAUGAAAAAAAAGGAAAGAGAGAGUAAGAGACUGCAUUGCAUGGGACAACCAAGCAGAGGGGAGAGAUAGAGAGAGUGAGGUAAUUUAUAGUUUAGAUCGUAACACUCACAGAGCUUGCUGUUGAGCAACAAUUUGCACUAUACAAUGCUAUCAUUUGUUAUAAGAACAUACAAUGAUACAUGACAAUUUAUGGAAUCGAAAAAAAAAAGA
Aplysia californica (California sea hare) is the source of this 4857-nucleotide messenger RNA. Its product is annotated as transcription factor E4F1. Gene Ontology annotation, biological process: regulation of transcription by RNA polymerase II. The transcript is spliced from 16 exons. The coding region runs from base 86 to 3316 and encodes 1076 amino acids. Lineage: Eukaryota; Metazoa; Mollusca; Gastropoda; Aplysiida; Aplysiidae. Gene Ontology annotation, molecular function: DNA-binding transcription factor activity; RNA polymerase II cis-regulatory region sequence-specific DNA binding. The record is from RefSeq and is a predicted model, not a curated record.